AUGAUUUUACUAGACAAUUGUAGAAAAUCAGUUAAUGAUUUGCACGUGAAUCGAAAUGGAAAAAUGGUCAUUUUCGCUGGAUUCUAUUUACCCAUUCAGUAUGAAGAUGCCAGUAUAAGUGCUUCUCAUUUGCAUAUUGCAUGUACGAGGUCCAAUUGCUCCAUUUUCGACGUCUCUCACACGCUACAGAGCUACGUUCGAGGCAAACAUGCUGUGGAGUUUAUCGAAUCUUUAUGCGUGAUCCGAUACAUGAAACCAGGCCGAAGUGCUCUCAGUUUAUACAUUAACGAUGCCAACGGUGGUAUUAUUGACGAUCUUAUUGUGACAAAAAUCUCAGACGACACUUUAUACAUCGUAUAUCGAAUGCUUCCAGACAAUCCGUCGGCAAAGAACACGAUUUCUUCGAAAAUGUUCAUUUUUUUGAGUACUCGAAUCUCCCUUCCAAGAGCACCUCGGAGCUAG
Molecule: messenger RNA, 462 nt
Organism: Planococcus citri (citrus mealybug)
Lineage: Eukaryota; Metazoa; Arthropoda; Insecta; Hemiptera; Pseudococcidae
Product: aminomethyltransferase, mitochondrial-like
Exons: 3
Coding region: 1-462 (153 amino acids)
Cellular component (GO): mitochondrion
Molecular function (GO): protein binding
Source: RefSeq, a predicted model, not a curated record